UUAAUUAAUUGGUAUUGGAUACAAUGACCGGGGAGUGGAGCGGAAUUACAAUGGAGAACAAACCCUAGUCGGCAGUCGCUGAGCAGUCUAAUAUAAAUUUCUGAAAACCCUACAUUUCUUUCAUCGUUUUCCCUUCAGCUGUCGAAAAUGUCGAAGCGAGGACGUGGAGGAUCAGCGGGUAACAAGUUCAGGAUGUCACUGGGUCUGCCAGUUGCGGCGACAGUUAACUGCGCCGAUAACACUGGUGCCAAAAACCUGUACAUCAUUUCAGUGAAGGGAAUCAAGGGUCGUUUGAACCGCUUGCCCUCUGCUUGUGUUGGGGAUAUGGUCAUGGCUACUGUUAAGAAAGGAAAGCCUGAUCUCAGAAAGAAGGUCAUGCCAGCUGUCAUUGUUAGACAGCGCAAGCCAUGGCGCAGAAAGGAUGGAGUCUACAUGUACUUCGAAGAUAAUGCUGGAGUUAUUGUGAAUCCUAAAGGUGAAAUGAAAGGAUCUGCAAUAACUGGUCCAAUUGGGAAGGAAUGUGCUGAUUUGUGGCCAAGGAUUGCAAGUGCAGCAAAUGCCAUAGUAUAAGAGUUUACACACUUCUCUUCCUGUGUCGAGAGUGAAUUUCGUGUUUUGUUAGGUUGAUGCAGGCUUUUAUUUCUUUUUUUUUGAAACCUUAGCAAAUUCUGUUUGGAUUUUGCAUGUGGUUAUUAACCAUAUGAAAUAGUUCUGAUGGUCUUGAUUUUUAUUGAUCUCAAAUUUUGUGGUUGUUGGUUCCUCCUUAAAA
This is a messenger RNA of Manihot esculenta (cassava), 769 nucleotides long. RefSeq names its product 60S ribosomal protein L23. Gene Ontology annotation, cellular component: ribosome; cytosolic large ribosomal subunit. The transcript is spliced from 4 exons. Lineage: Eukaryota; Viridiplantae; Streptophyta; Magnoliopsida; Malpighiales; Euphorbiaceae. The record is from RefSeq and is a predicted model, not a curated record. Gene Ontology annotation, molecular function: structural constituent of ribosome; large ribosomal subunit rRNA binding. Gene Ontology annotation, biological process: translation. Bases 148 to 570 code for a protein of 140 amino acids.